UUUCUGAAUACUUUCAUAUGUUUACAAGAUGGCGUCCGGCAGCAAAUCUCAAGGUCCAUCAAUUGGCGUAAGAUCAUUUUAUGGGCGAAAACCUGUCGGCGUUAACCGAGUACAACCAUUUGUAAAUGUUAGGGGUAUUCCUGAACCAAACGAAUCUUCUGAUGACGAUCUUGAUUCAGACAGCGAAAAUGAAUAUUACAAUGCUGCAAACCAACAAGAUUUAAUAAUUGAGUCAACGUCAUCAGAAUAUGAUGACUCAUCAAGUGACAGCGAUGACAAUUUGGCACUGAGUUCGAUUGAGGCUACCUCGAAAAAAACAGCGACGGAUGCAAAAAAAACAACUGCUGCUGCAAAAAAAAAGAUACCGAUUAAUUGGAAGAAAAAGAAUCUUGAAGUAAAGGAGAACUAUGAGUUUAAAGUUGACUACCAAAAUGAACUAGAUGAUGAUUUGGAGGGUCUUGGAUCAGAGCUUUCGUAUUUUUUCUACCUUUUCCCAAAAGAUUUGAUCGAAGAUAUUGCACGCCAAACUGUUUUAUAUUCAGUUCAAUCACGUCCAGAAAAACCUGUUGAUAUCACAGAAGGUGACAUUCAGAAAUUUAUUGCGUGUGUUUUAUAUAUGUCAAUCGUCAAGUUACCGAGUACUCGAGAUUACUGGUCGUCCUCGAUCGGUAUUCCCCAAGUAGCAAAAGUGAUGACAGUCAACCGCUUUGAAGAAAUAAAACGUUUUAUUCAUUUUAGUGAUAAUGCUACUGCUGAUAAAACUGACAAAAUAAAUAAAAUUCGCCCACUGGUUAACAAAUUAAAUGAGCAACUUCGAACAAUACCUAUUGAAGAAAGUUUAGCUGUUGACGAACAGAUUGUCCCCUUCAAAGGGCGGCAUUCCAUCAAACAAUAUAACCCUAAGAAACCACAUAAAUGGGGCUUCAAAGUUUUCGUUUUGAGUGGCGUUUCAGGCUUUAGUUAUAAUUUUGAAGUUUUUACUGGUAGAGCAGAUAAUGUAUGUGCCCAAAAUGAGCCUGAUCUUGGUGCAAGCAGUAACGUUGUCGUACGAUUAGCACGAGUUAUUCCUGAAAACUGUAAUUACAAACUUUAUGUUGAUAAUUGGUUCAAUAGUAUUCCACUAAACGUGUAUAUGUAUACAAAAGGUAUACAAAUGGUAGGGACAGUUCGUCGUAACCGAAUAGGAAAAUGUCCAGUAUCGUCAGAUAAAGAAAUAAAAAAGAAAGGUCGCGGAACUCAUGAAGAACGUGUCGCAACAAUAGAUGAUGUUGAUGUCUGCGUUGUCUCGUGGUUUGAUAAUAAGGUGGUAACCCUGCUAUCUAAUUUUGUUGGUAGCGAACCAACAAGAUAUGUCAAGAGGUUUUCAAAAAAAGAAAACAAACAUAUCGAGAUACCGUGCCCAAACCUUGUUACGAUUUAUAACAAAGAUAUGGGAGGCGUAGACUUUUUAGAUUCGCUUUUAGGGUAUUACCGCAACAAAAUCCGGUCGAAAAAGUGGUAUCACAGAAUUUUCUUCCACUUAAUUGAUAUGAUGGUAGUCAAUGCUUGGAUUUUAUGGAGAAACCAAGAUCCAAAUGUGCCUUUAGUAAAGUUCAAACUAGCUGUUGCUGAUUUAUUGUGCCAUUACCAGAAAACUCCAAAUAGAAAGCGUGGUCGACCAUCAAUUGAUAAUGGCGUUGACCGUCUGGGACCUAAAACACCAAUGCCCCAUCAGGAGGUUCGUACCGAUAAAUUUGCUCACUGGCCUGUAUUCAAUGAUUCUCGCACUCGCUGCAAAUACCAGAAAUGCUCUACAUUAACCUAUGUAUGUUGUGAGAAAUGUAAUGUCGCUUUAUGUUUAAAUAAGGACAGGAAUUGUUUUAAGAAAUUCCAUACAUGAUUUUAACAGAGUGCUUGAGUGGAGUAACAUUUACUAAUUAUAAUAUUUAUACUGUAUAAUAUAUGUUUUGAUCUUCGAUUGACAUAACUUUUCCAUUUAUUUUUACCCGUUUUCCACCUUGUGCUGCCAACUGGCCACCAGCAGGUGGUGUUCACCAAUUCUGACAUUUGGUCCUUUUAGGAAAAAAAUUUGAAAUGAUAAAAUUUUCAAUUCAUAUACGAGUUUGAGGCAAUUUUUGGCCUUUUUUAGCUUUUAAAACACUUUUUUCCCAAAAAUU
Molecule: messenger RNA, 2156 nt
Organism: Hydractinia symbiolongicarpus
Lineage: Eukaryota; Metazoa; Cnidaria; Hydrozoa; Anthoathecata; Hydractiniidae
Product: piggyBac transposable element-derived protein 3-like
Exons: 2
Coding region: 29-1879 (616 amino acids)
Source: RefSeq, a predicted model, not a curated record